Messenger RNA from Chinchilla lanigera (long-tailed chinchilla), 3962 nucleotides. It is a transcript of the gene Tmem135, whose product is annotated as transmembrane protein 135. Lineage: Eukaryota; Metazoa; Chordata; Mammalia; Rodentia; Chinchillidae. The coding region runs from base 198 to 1574 and encodes 458 amino acids. The record is from RefSeq and is a predicted model, not a curated record. The transcript has 15 exons.
CCCGCGUGCGCGCCCCGCCCCCUCGGGCUGCGAUACGCCGAGAGCUCAACAUCCGAGGGACUUCGCCCCGGAGUGACCCGGCCCCGUGACCUCUCCCCUCCAUCCCGCGCUGCGGCCGCCCGCUGGGCCAAGCCGGCGUUGGGCGCCGCGUCCCCUCCGCUCCCCGGCGUCCCCCUCCGGCCCUCCGGCUUCUCGUCAUGGCGGCGCUCAGCAAGUCCAUCCCUCACAACUGCUACGAGAUCGGCCACACUUGGAACCCUUCCUGCCUGGUCUCCUUCCUGCAGAUCACUUGGGGCGCCCUGGAGGAGUCCCUGAAGAUCUACGCGCCUCUGUACUUGAUUGCUGCAAUUCUCCGGAAACGAAAAUUUGACUAUUAUUUAUACAAACUACUCCCUGAGAUCCUGCAGUCUGCUUCAUUUCUGACUGCUAAUGGGGCCUUCUAUAUUACUUUCUUUUGCCUUUUAAGGAAGAUACUUGGAAAAUUUUACUCGUGGACUCCUGGCUUUGGUGCCGCUUUACCAGCAUCUUACAUGGCCAUUCUAAUUGAAAGGAAAAGCAGGAGAGGGCUGCUCACAAUUUAUAUGGCCAACUUGGCCACAGAAACACUAUUUAGAAUGGGUGUGGCGAGAGGAACCAUUACAACAUUAAGGAAUGGAGAGGUCCUUUUGUUCUGCAUCACAGCGGCUAUGUAUAUGUUCUUUUUCAGGUGCAAAGAUGGUUUGAAGGGAUUUACAUUUUCGGCACUUAGGUUCAUUGUAGGGAAGGAAGAAAUUCCCACGCAUUCUUAUUCUCCAGAGGCAGCAUAUGCAAAGGUGGAACACAGGAGGGAAGAGCAUGAAGAAAAACCGAGAAGAAUGAAUGUAAUCGCUCUGGUUAGGAAAUUCGUGGACUCAAUAUGCAAGCGUGGACCAAGGCAUAGAUGUUGCAAACACUACGAAGACAAUUGCUUCUCCUAUUGCAUUAAAGGUUUUAUCAGAAUGUUUAGCGUCGGGUAUUUGAUCCAGUGCUGCCUCAGAAUCCCCUCUGCGUUUAGGCAUCUGUUUACGCAGCCCUCCCGGCUACUUUCCCUGUUCUACAAUAAAGAAAACUUCCAGCUCGGAGCUUUUCUUGGCUCUUUUGUUAGUAUAUACAAGGGUACUAGUUGCUUCUUGCGCUGGAUCAGAAAUCUGGAUGAUGAACUACAUGCUAUUAUAGCUGGAUUUUUGGCAGGUAUAUCGAUGAUGUUUUAUAAAAGCACAACAAUUUCCAUGUAUUUAGCUUCCAAAUUGGUAGAGACAAUAUAUUUCAAAGGCAUUCAAGCGGGGAAGGUUCCCUAUUUUCCUCACGCAGAUACUAUCAUUUACUCCAUCUCUACAGCAGUUUGUUUCCAUGCAGCUGUAAUGGAAGUUCAGAACUUGCGACCAUCUUACUGGAAGUUCCUUUUAAGGCUCACCAAGGGAAGAUUUGCUGUAAUGAAUCGAAAAGCCCUUGAUGUUUUUGGUACUGGUGCAUCUAAGCAUUUUCAGGAUUUCACCCCCAGACUGGAUCCAAGAUACACAGUUGAAACACCAGAGUUACCAAUAGAGUUUUCUUGAAGAUGACUAUAAUUUAUUAAUGUGACUUCAUGUCUCAUUUAAUGCUGAAGAGUUGAUUGUUUAACACAAAGAAGAGGGCCCAAGCUCAAACUUCAGUGUUAUUUCAUUGAGAGAUUUUGUUGUUGUUGUUUUAUUAUCAAUCAGAAAUACAGAAGCUUUUUAGAAAGGUGUUGCUUAAUAAUUAAGCUUCCUCUAUAGCCAGAAUCUAAUUCUGAAUCACAAUAGUGGGUGCCAUUAUGAUAUAUUAUUGAUUAAAUUAUGUCCACAAAGAAUAUUGAGUCAUCUAUGUAGAAUACACUUAAAAUUACUUUAAGAGAUACCUUUGUUUCAUUCCAAUGUAAUUCCUGGUUAAAACUAAGAAUGUUUCUACAUGUUCAGAUUUACAAAGGAUCACGGGUACAUGGAUUUGGUCUGUUAUUUUUUAAAAUUUGAUUUGAUAUAUGUAGAGGUGGAAUGUUAGAUUUGAAGGAAUCUUCACAGAUAGUGCCGCUUUAGUGUAGAGCAGUGUAAUUGGACAAAGCAGCUGUUUGUAUUUCAGGGAUGUAAAAGUGGGUCUCACCCGAAUGGUAAAUGCUGUGGUAUCUGUGCUCUUCAUGUCAGCCGAUAACACCGUCUCUCCCUGAGCAGGUGAGCUGUUCGGAGCCCAGUGAGCCUGCAUUUAAUGGGUUAGGAACAAAUAGAAAUCCACGUCUGCUAUAGUUGAAAUGUGUGUUUUAAUCUUUUAUGAUAGGAUUACACUUGAAUAUUUAAAAACAAAUCUUUUAAACCUAUAGAAAUAUUAUAUAUAUAUAUAUAUUUUUCAUUUAUAGAGACUGAAUUCUUUAUUGUUCAGUUUGUAUGCUAUUGUUUUUUUUGGAAGAGAUCAAAGUCCUAUAGAUCAAAAGAAGUUUUGACAAGUUUAGCAGUUUGUACCUUCUCACCUGUUUCUCCUAAAUAAUGGAUAUUUUACAACUAAAAACAGUAUUCACAUACAGUGGUUAUUAGAAAGUCCAUUUUAUUAUUAAUUGGAUUCAUGUUCUCCAGCUUACUUUUCAGAAAUCACUCUCAUUCUUUUUACUCUGGAUUAAAGAAGUAACAAAUAUAGGCAAAGCUGAUUAUAAAAGUAAUUCAGGACAGCUGAUUGAAAUAUGAUCACUAUUUCGAGCUUUUCAGGGAAAGGUUAUAUGUCUCUAAAUGAGAAGCUUAAAUGGUUGUGAUGUCUACAGUUAAUGUAACAUAUAGGAAUGGUGAUUUUUUUAAAAUACAGUUUUGUCGCUAAAAGUUUUUAGGCCGCUAUAAAUUAUUCAGUAGAAUGUGUGUUGCAGCAGGAAUUAUAACCGAGGUGUUAUAAGUGCUUAAUUCCGUAUUUGACUUUAUCACGCAUUGUAUACUUUGGUUUAUAUGUAAUCUGACCCUUGGUUGCUAUAGCAAAUUGAAACCCAACAAAAAGACAAACUCUAGUACACAGCAACAGAGAGCUGCUUUUUGUCAAAAUUUCAAUUGUGAUUGACUUUUUAGAGUGGACUUGUCUCUGUGGCAAUACUGUUAAAAGAUCAUUUUGGUUUCAGACUUCAACUUUGAUUAGUCAAUAUAAUUUUAAGUUUUUAUUCACUGGAAUCAAAAUGAUUGGUACUGUUUACUUUUAAAAAUGAAGUAUUAAAGCACUGAAAAAGCACAGCUACCUGCACCUCAUUGUUUUCUGUGCAGAAUUUGUGUUUAUAAUAUUUUUCCUCUUAGGUUAAAAACACAUUUUAAUCUGUAAGUUACUAUUUUCAUUGACAUUAAAGACUGUGAUAUUGAAAGACAAAUUCUGUUGCAGUUUGCAGAGAUUGCAUAGUAAAAAUCUGGUCAAACAGUUGCAUACUAUGAGUUUUUUUUUUAACAAAUUGCACUUAUGUUUUUAUUUUACAUGAAAAUGUAAAAUAAAAUAACAUCAAUGAAGAGAAUGGUAGAGAAUGUGUAGCUUGAAUGGGCAGUUAGCUCGCUUGCAGUGGUGAAUCAAAUUCAGUUCGAUUUCACUGAGACAGACUCGAGGUACUUGUUCUAGCAAAUAAGAAAAAACUUUGUGUUCCUGAAACACAAAGUCGAUCUGUCUCCCUUUACUCAGGUAUUCAUUGACAGUUUCUUGGCCUCAUAAAUAAAGUCACAUGGAUGUCUCCCUCCCAAAACACAUCUUUAAGUUUAUUUAAAUUGUGAAGAAAUCAUGUCGGAUAAGUUUGCUCCAAAAAUGAUCACGAUAAAUAGUAAUCUGCCCCCUUAAUCUUCCCAGAAUCUCUGUGUGAACUGAAAACAGUGCAUUUGGAGCAACAGUACUGAGCUCAUUUUCUUGCUCGUUCCUGUAUUAAUAAAAUCCAAGAGCCAGUACCAACCGAGAUUGAGCUUGGAAAACAAUAAAUUAUCCAAAAUGUA